AUGCAACAGGAACAUUCCACACGGAGAGUUGUAGGAGCUCGUCGUCGCAAAAUCGCCUUGGCUUGUGAACCUUGCCGUGAGCGCAAGUCUCGCUGCGACGGCGGCAAACCGGUAUGUGCAUCUUGUGACCGUCGGGGCUUUCCGAUCGGUCGUUGUGUGUACAAAGCGGAAAAUGCGCGGUCAGCAAGUAGCGAUGACCCAGGAGCUAAUGAUAUCGGGAUCAGAUACAUUCAGACUCUACACCAACGAAUUCGCGAGCUGGAGGGAAACCCGGGCACGCAGGUAUCAGUGCCUACCGCGGAAUGCUCGAAUAAACCGAGAAAUAUACCCGACUCCGAAAAAAAUCCCGAUCCCGAUACCAGUGGCGGGGCCUUAGGACUGGGUGUCGCCCAAACAAGAAUUGAUGAAGCCCAGGUCUCGCCGGACUAUCAGCAGAUAUCGUUGGACGCGAAAGAUAAGGGAGAAGAUACCAACACAGCCCAUUCAUCUUGUCCCUUUGAGUCCCCUAGCAAUGUUACUGCGAUGGGGGCCAUGACAGGGGUUGAUGAUAACGAAUAUUUUCCAAAUCAAAGUGCAGAGUACUUUGGAAGCUCGUCAACCGCCUCUUUGAUGUCGCUUUUAUCCCGAAACCAUGAAAAACAGAGCCGCCAUGCAUGGGUAUCACGGAGACAGGGUCCGCUUAACCCAACUUUGAAUGGCCAAGACUUGAAUCAAAGCUCCCUAUCUGCCAUGCAGCUGGAGGAUUUGCUGCUUCCUCCCCGGGCACUGGCAGAUCACUUACUAGUUUGUUUUUGGGAUAGGGUUUAUUGCCUUUAUCCCUUUUUUGAUCGCCGCAGCUUUCAAGAUGCAUAUGAAAAUCUUUGGAUAUCUCGCAACCAUGGUGCUCAUGAGCUCUCAAGUUUAAAUAUUGGGCUUGGGGAUCGCGUCAACUCAGGAUCAAAAUCAGUUGUCUUUAGCUGCGCACUCAAUGCGAUCUUUGCCCUUGGCUGUCAUUUUUCUGACAUCCCCAUUGAACAACGAGAGGCCGUCGCGCAUCAAUUUUUCCUUCGAGCCAAGCACCACAUUGGUUUGGAUAUGAUUGAUAUCCAAUCAAUUGGCGUAGUUCAGGCAUUGUUGAUUGUUGCAUUGUUCUUGCAAAGUACAGGCUAUCCCCACCGCUGUUGGAGUUCAAUUGGAAUGGCAUGCCGUCUGGCGCUGGGCUUCGGGCUACAUGAACCGCAUAUGUGGGAAGCCAAACAUCCGUUGGAGCAGGAGAUCCAGAGGAGGACCUGGUAUGGCUGUGUAAUGAUGGACAUGACCGUCAGUAUGACAUAUGGGCGUCCUAGCAUGACGACGCAUAUUACGAGUAUUCCACUACCGGGGAUAUUCGACCUCGAAUCCAGGAGGGAGACAGACGGACCAACACUCAUAACCUUUUACAAUUCCACAAUUAGGCUUUACUCUAUUCUCGAUAUUAUUCUCUCCGAUGUCUAUAAUGCUUGGAGGGGACGAUCCAGUGAAACCACCGACAAGAUAAAACAGGAAGGAGGGCUCGAUAUGAUUAUCAGGAUCGAAGACAGAUUACGUUCUUAUAAGUCUAGCCUUCCAGACUGCCUAAACUGGAAUCAACUUCCUGGGUCGACGGUACCAUCUUCGCAUCAGUCAAUUAUUGAUCGACAGCGAAAUGUACUUCACGCACGGUUUCUGUAUCUCCACGUCCUGCUUUAUCGGCCCAUGCUCACCCAUAUGUGUUUUGGAGAACAAUCAAAUGAAUCAUCUAGUUAUCUGUCAAGCUCAGUACACUCAUUUGUGUCAGUCAAAUGUGGGAACGAAUGUAUUCGGGCAGCUAUUGAUCUCGUUUCCCUCGUCUAUGAGACCCAUAAAAUUCUCGAAACAGACACAUGGUGGUAUAAUGGCUUUUAUACCUCUACCGCAGCAAUGGUUUUGAUCAUGUCUCAUACCUGUCGUGAUCCUCACCAUUUAGACAUUGAAAAAACCACUAUCGAAAUUGCCUGGAAAAAGUCCGAGCGCAUAUUAAAGUACAUGGCUUCAUUUAGUAUAUCGGCUCAAAACACGCUUACUUGCCUCCAGGGCAUACGAAAUCGGGUUCUCAGAAAGUCGAAUUCCGAUCCAGGCCUGAGUCAAAACAACGACAAGGCUCCCCAGGACUCCUCCAUAGAACUGGAACAACAAAAUACAGGCCUGCUUGAAAUUACGAGUGGAAUCUUGAACAGCGAUGACGGGACUCUAUUAGAGGAUUGGGGAUUUCUUGGGCCUUUUGAUCUUAGUGAUUUUCAGGACUGGUUUCCACAGGUGGCAUAA
Messenger RNA from Penicillium cosmopolitanum, 2301 nucleotides. RefSeq lists its product as uncharacterized. Gene Ontology annotation, molecular function: DNA-binding transcription factor activity, RNA polymerase II-specific; zinc ion binding; RNA polymerase II cis-regulatory region sequence-specific DNA binding. Gene Ontology annotation, biological process: DNA-templated transcription; positive regulation of transcription from RNA polymerase II promoter by galactose. The transcript has 4 exons. The record is from RefSeq and is a predicted model, not a curated record. Bases 1 to 2301 code for a protein of 766 amino acids. Gene Ontology annotation, cellular component: nucleus. NCBI's taxonomy places the organism in Eukaryota, Fungi, Ascomycota, Eurotiomycetes, Eurotiales, Aspergillaceae.